Desarmillaria tabescens is the source of this 210-nucleotide messenger RNA. RefSeq lists its product as uncharacterized. The record is from RefSeq and is a predicted model, not a curated record. The transcript has a single exon. The annotation marks the transcript as partial. NCBI's taxonomy places the organism in Eukaryota, Fungi, Basidiomycota, Agaricomycetes, Agaricales, Physalacriaceae.
AUUCUCCCCCGAUCACAGAAUGGCUUUCGACGUGGAAAUCGGACACACAAUAACUCCUUCAUACUUCGUACUGCGAUUGAUCGAGCUCAUGCUAAUGGCCGGGUCCUCUAUGUUGCAUUUGUGGACCUCGAAAAUGCAUUUCCCUCUACAGACCUUUCUACCCUGUGGCUUGAGUUGCAGUGUCUUGGAGUCGGUGGUCCAAUCUUUGAU